UGUCCGCGCACUGAAACGCAGACGCUGCCCGGGGAAUGGCGAGAGCGAGCGAGAAAAAAAGCCUGAAGGCGGCGCGGGAGCCGGCGAGUGGGGAGACACAGAUUCACACCCAGGGGCCUCCGGGCAGGGCCCGCGGGACUCAGGCCGUGUCCCGCUUGGAAUGUGGAGCAGGCGCGGCCUCGGCGUCCGCACAGCUCCCCUGCAUCUCCCCCUGGGGGUGUGGGGGCCGAGUGGGAGAACUGGCGGACAGAGGAGAGGCGCCUCGCUCCCAAGGCCCGGGCGGGGAGGCCUGGCCUCCUGCUCAGUCUGUGCAAAUGGAAAAAGAGACGUAAGUGCCAAGUUGUUUCUCUGAAAAACCCUGACUAAUACAGUAGAGGAUAUCCAGAUUGACAAGUUCAGGAGAAAGUCUGAUUUAGGAGUUGAAAACCCAGAUUGGAAAAUCCUUCUGAUAGAUGUCAGUUGGGAAGACCAUGAAAAUAGCCAAAAUGAUUCAAGGAGAAGAUGCAAAGUGAACUGUGAAACAGGCCAAAGAUGAAUCUCUUUGGUAAACCUAUACCUAAAUCCUCUGCCAUGGAAUAGCUGCCUAAACUUGGGCAAAUAACCUGACAUUUCUCAG
Molecule: messenger RNA, 616 nt
Organism: Cercocebus atys (sooty mangabey)
Lineage: Eukaryota; Metazoa; Chordata; Mammalia; Primates; Cercopithecidae
Product: chromosome unknown open reading frame, human C9orf170
Source: RefSeq, a predicted model, not a curated record